Aspergillus wentii DTO 134E9 is the source of this 780-nucleotide messenger RNA. Its product is annotated as U6 snRNA-associated Sm-like protein LSm4. The transcript is spliced from 3 exons. Gene Ontology annotation, cellular component: U6 snRNP; spliceosomal tri-snRNP complex; P-body. Gene Ontology annotation, biological process: mRNA splicing, via spliceosome; spliceosomal snRNP assembly; P-body assembly. Bases 118 to 480 code for a protein of 120 amino acids. Gene Ontology annotation, molecular function: U6 snRNA binding. The record is from RefSeq and is a predicted model, not a curated record. Lineage: Eukaryota; Fungi; Ascomycota; Eurotiomycetes; Eurotiales; Aspergillaceae.
CUUCCGUUUUGUCUUGCGACGUUGGAAGGCUUUCGUAUCGCUGCGCCCGUUGACUGUGCGCUCUUGACCCCUCAACACACUUCGACCAUAGCUCACUUCGCCUGAAUAGACGCCAAAAUGUUACCAUUGGGCCUCCUCACGGCCGCACAAGGCCACCCGAUGCUUGUUGAACUCAAGAAUGGCGAAACACUGAACGGACAUCUGGUCAACUGCGAUAACUGGAUGAACUUAAUACUCAAGGAGGUUGUUCAGACAAGCCCAGAGGGUGAUCGCUUCUUCAGGUUACCGGAGGUCUACAUCAGAGGAAACAACAUUAAAUAUCUACGAAUCCCCGAAGAAAUAGUCGAGGUUGUCAGGGAGCAGCAGCAGAACCAACCACAGCACCGCGGUCGUGGUGGCCACUCACACCGAGGCGAAAGAGGCGAUCGAGGCCGUGGUGGUCGUGGACGCGGUCGGGGCCGAGGACGGGGUGGCAGCUAGAGAAACAGAAGUCGAAAUUGGGUUCAUGGAAUGGAGAGAAGAGAGGAAAGAUACCCCGGGGAGGUCUUGUAGGUCGUUCGCUAGGGGGGUCCGUUUGGCGGGUUAGUCGAGCAUGGCCUUGGCGUAUCUGGCUCUGUAUUUUCAAUGGGAAUGAUGACUAUUUGCGCAAAAAUAUUACGAUUGGUAAACGUGGUUUUCUAAGAUGUCCUUGUGUUCGAUAUAUCUGUAUUUUCGCCGUCCAUUGAAUUAUGGCCUUGUACCUGUGUAAUCACGUGAACAUGUAAGCACCUUUGCGGUUCG